UAACCUGUGUCUGUGUGCCACUCGCUGCAUGUGUUAACAGUUCCCAAUUAUUGUUAUUUGGUGCACUUGGUUGUACUUGUGCGAGAAGAGAGCCUCAAGUUUGCUCAACUAUAACACCAUACGACUAUAAUCAACUAUAACAGUGUAUCGACAGUGCUCCGUUUGGCUUCGUUGUAGUUUAUGCUGUUAUUUAAAUUAAAACUUCCGUGGACUUUAAACCUCAUUUAAUUUUGCUAUCUCAUCCACUUAUUGCACGAUAGCAUAUAAAAACUGAUAAGAACUACAGCCUCAUAGGACUUUCACUUUUUGUUUGAGACAGAGUAGUUGGAGCUCUAUGCAAAAUGAGAGAUAUAGAGCAGUUACGUUUUGACGGCAGAGUAGUUAUAGUAACAGGAGCAGGAGCAGGUUUGGGUCGUGCAUACGCCUUGCUCUUCGCUUCUAGGGGUGCCAGUGUUGUGGUAAACGACUUGGGCGGAGGGAGACACGGCGAUGGAAACAGCACCAAGGUUGCGGACACAGUUGUUGCAGAAAUUACAAGAAAUGGUGGAAAAGCAGUUGCCAAUUAUGAUUCCGUUUUGGACGGUGCAAAGAUUGUUAAGACUGCCAUCGAUUCGUUUGGGCGAAUAGAUGUGAUUGUUAAUAAUGCUGGAAUUUUGAGAGAUAAAUCUUUUGCUAAGAUGACAGACACAGAUUGGGAUUUAGUCCUCGAUGUACACCUUAAAGGUGCUUACAAAACUACUCAAGCAGCGUGGCCUUACUUUUCUAAACAGAACUAUGGUCGUGUGAUAAUGACCACGAGCAACAGUGGAAUGUACGGAAACUUUGGUCAGGCCAAUUACAGCGCAGCGAAAAUGGGGCUAGUUGGGCUGGCCAACACAUUGGCUAUUGAGGGCAGGAAGAGGAAUAUACAUACGAAUGUGAUAAUACCCACAGCUGCGUCUCGAUUGACAGAAGACAUCAUGCCACCAGAUCUUUUAGAAAAUUUAAAACCUGAAUUGAUAGCCCCGGUGGUUGUUUGGCUGUGCCACGAAAAAUGUACAGAAAAUGGUUCUAUCAUCGAGUCUGCAUUAGGUUGGGCUGGGAAAUGUCAUUUGGUUCGUGCAUCAGGAGUCACUUUAAGACAAGACUUGACGAGCAAUGUAACUCCUGAGGAUGUUGAACAAAAAUGGUCAGCUAUCACUGACAUGUCUUCCGCUAAACACUUUGAUACCAUCGAGGAAGUAACAGGAGAGUUUAUGAUGGCCAUCGAUAAAAUGAAAUCUGGAAAUUCUGAAAAGGCUAAUAGCGUGUACAACUCUACCUAUAAUUCUCGAGAUGCUAUAUUAUACGCAUUAGGAGUUGGCGCUACAGUCCAAGAACCAUCCGAUAUGCGUUACCUGUACGAGAAUCAUGAAGACUUCUCCGUGAUACCUACAUUUUUUGUCUUGCAUGGUCCGAUACAACUUAUGAGUACUUCCAUCAUCGAAGAUGCUAUACCUGGUCUCCAACUAGAUCCAACGAGGUCGUUGCAUGGAGAGCAAUAUAUAGAAGUUUAUAAGCCAGUGCCAACAGCAGCCACGGUGGAAACACACUUUAAAGUUUUGGAUUUGCUAGACAAAGGAAAGGGUGCUAUAAUAAUAAUACAACAUGAAACAUUUGACACUGCGUCUGGAGACAAGUUGUCUACUGGACAAAUGUCGGUGUUCUUGAUAGGAGCUGGUGGUUUUCAAGGCAAACGAACAUCCUCGAAUAUCGUGCCAACCAUCGAACCACCAAAACGAAAAUGUGAUGCAUCAGUUACUCAGCAAACUAGUUACGAUCAGGCAGCGUUGUACAGAUUAAGCGGAGACGCGAAUCCAUUGCAUAUUGAUCAAAACAUGGCUGUGAUGAGUGGCUUUAAAAGACCUAUUUUACAUGGAUUAUGUACUCUCGGAUUUUCUGUCCGUCAUGUUAUGCAAACCUAUGCUAAUGGCGAUCCAGGGCUAUUUAAAGCCAUCAAGGUUCGUUUUGCAAACCCAGUACUUCCAGGUCAAACCUUGCGAACCGAUAUGUGGCAAAAUGGAAACAGAAUACAUUUUCAAACUUACACCGUGGACAACAAUGUACCAAUCAUCACAGGUGCUUACGUCGACUUGAAGGAUGUGAAACCUAAACAACCAAUGCUGAAUCCUUGCUCAGGCAGCGAAAGCCUCCAAAGUGAUGCAGUGUUCGCUAUGAUCGAAGAUUAUGUGAAAGCGAAUCCAGAAGAGGUGAAGAAGGUCAACGCAAUCUUCCGUUACAACAUAACGUUAAAAGGAAAACCACACUCGACGUGGACUCUGGACUUGAAAAAGCCCGAGGUGCACAGAGGAGAACCAAAAUCAGAUAAAAUUGAUGCAAUAUUGUCAGUUGAGGAUGAAGACAUGGUGCAAAUGGCGACUGGUAAACUAAAUCCACAAAUGGCAUUUAUGAAAGGAAAAUUGAAAAUUAAUGGAAAUAUUAUGGUUACCCAAAAAUUGAAGUCCCUCAUGGAAAUAGCUAAAUCGAAAUUGUAAUAUGGUAAACCAUUAAUUACGCUACAAUUGUUAUUAUGUUGAGUUAUACAGUUGAGAUUUUUUAUUAUUAAAUAUUUGUAUAUUUUUAUAAUUUUUACUUAAUGUAUGUUGGGGGAAUAAAGUACGUAUUCUAUGAAUAAUUUUA
This is a messenger RNA of Hylaeus anthracinus, 2658 nucleotides long. RefSeq names its product peroxisomal multifunctional enzyme type 2 (gene Mfe2). Lineage: Eukaryota; Metazoa; Arthropoda; Insecta; Hymenoptera; Colletidae. Gene Ontology annotation, molecular function: oxidoreductase activity. The transcript is spliced from 16 exons. The coding region runs from base 342 to 2513 and encodes 723 amino acids. The record is from RefSeq and is a predicted model, not a curated record.